CCUUUCCACGUGGAGCUGUCAUAGCUGAUACAACUAACGUACCUAGUCCCCCACCACUAUCGUCAUACUCAGUUGGUUCAAUCAAACAAGACUAACGUUUAGUAUUUAGUAAGAGUAAUGGUCUCUAUGAUCCGUCUUAAACGAUGUAAAAUAGUCGGUAGAUUCAUCUUUAUUGUGCUAUCUUUCCUUUUUAUAUUGUCUGUGUUGUUUGGAUCGAAUCUUAUCGAGCUGGGAGCGAAGACUUCAAGAGAAAAACAAGAUGAAGCAACAUUACCAAACAUUUUGCAGCGUCUAGAAAACCUUGAGAGAAAAGUUUCACAAACAUAUGAAGUACGUGAUAAACUGGUAUUACCUGGAAGUAGAGAAAACCAAAAGAAAGAUGUUGUUGCAAUAAAAGAGAGGAAAUGUGUGAUACCAAAUGACUGGAGACAUCCCUUCUGUGCUCACAAAGUUAAGUGGAUCAAGGCUUUAUGGCAGAAAAGUACAGAUUGUUACAUKGAUGAGCAUCAUAUUAUACCUUCAGAGGACUGCACUAUUCUCAAGUUUUUGAGUGAGGCAGAGGCAUGGUGUCCAUUACUUCCUGGAAGAGAGAAACCUGAUCCACUGUUAUCAAGAAAGAAGGCCACAAUACGCACAGAUAUAGAAGGACUUCUGAAGUGGUUCAAAGAUGAUAAAUGGUCAUGGAUGCGAGAACGUGCUACCCGAUUCUGGCCUUACUGGGUAGAGGGAGCCAAAGCUUUGAGAAAGCGUAAACCAGAAAUAGAAAAACGAGCAGCUCAAAGAACUCUUCUCUUUAUGGGCACGUUUUCUGUAGAGCCACGUUUCUUCGAGUAUGCAUACCAUGGAGGACCACUUGGGGAGUUAGUACAGUGGACUGAUUUAAUUUGCUCGCUCUACAUUCUGGGUCAUGACCUAGAUAUUAGUGCAAACACAGAUGACCUGAAAAAAAGGCUGAAUGUUCCCAAAUUAAAAAAUUGUGCAAGCGCUUCUAGAGACGAUGACUAUGACCAAAUAUUCACUGAUUAUAAUGGGCAUAAGCUGAUAGCGUUUGCUGUAGGGCCAAACCAUUCACAAUACAGGUGCAAGAUACGGAUUUUAGAUUCAUUUGGCACGGACGCGGAGUUUAACUUUGCUGAAUAUUCCGAGCCAAUUCCUGGUGGCAGGUCACCCUGGGCAAAUGCUGACGUCAAUCUUCGCCAGAUCUUUACAAUGUUUCCCCACAGUCCCGAUAACUCGUUUUUGGGUUUUGUUGUGGAUUCGCCUGUGAACGACACAAAGGUGAAGAAAGUAGAGAAGAAGAGCAAGAAACCUAUAGGUCUUGUCUACGGUAAAGAAGCACGGUUUUGGAAGGGUCAUAAAGACUACCUUGACACACUGAGCAAGUAUCUAGAAAUGCAUGCCACAACUUCGGGUCCGGAAGGUGAUCUCAAAAGCUUGCCUGAUUACGUCAUUAACCAUGGAAUCCUUAAAGGUGGUGAUCUACAAAAACUACUCGAUCAAUCAAAGGUAUUUAUAAUGAAGCGUUACAGUAAGUUGGUCCUUCGUCUGGUGACAAGUAAGAAAAGCAAAAAUAUCUUCUUGGAAUGCGAGCUAUUUAUAUAGUCCCCUUCACAGUUCCCUGCACCAUCUUGAAAGGUAGCCGUGCCUUUGCAUCGAAGCGAGACGAACGGUGAGYUUGCAUGUUGCAUGUUUGAUGUUGCCUGUUGCAUAUUGCAUAUUGCAUGUUGCUCAACAGCUUAAGAGU
This is a messenger RNA of Actinia tenebrosa (Australian red waratah sea anemone), 1744 nucleotides long. Its product is annotated as alpha-1,6-mannosylglycoprotein 6-beta-N-acetylglucosaminyltransferase A-like. Gene Ontology annotation, molecular function: alpha-1,6-mannosylglycoprotein 6-beta-N-acetylglucosaminyltransferase activity. Gene Ontology annotation, biological process: protein N-linked glycosylation. Gene Ontology annotation, cellular component: Golgi apparatus. The record is from RefSeq and is a predicted model, not a curated record. Lineage: Eukaryota; Metazoa; Cnidaria; Anthozoa; Actiniaria; Actiniidae.